Molecule: messenger RNA, 772 nt
Organism: Pseudoliparis swirei
Lineage: Eukaryota; Metazoa; Chordata; Actinopteri; Perciformes; Liparidae
Product: E3 SUMO-protein ligase ZBED1-like
Exons: 3
Coding region: 17-592 (191 amino acids)
Molecular function (GO): protein dimerization activity
Source: RefSeq, a predicted model, not a curated record
UAUAUAAUGUCCCCUAAUGUCUGUCCAUCUCUUUAAACUUAAGGAUGCUGAUGUCCAGGCAUUCCUGGAGGAGGCCACCGUGUUAGACCCCAGAUUUAAAACAAAACUGGAUAAGGAAGAGAUCUGGGACAGGGUCAGGGAAGCAGCAGUGGCAGCAAACUCGGAGGCAGCUGCAAAUGAGUUGUCAGAGCAAGGAGAGACACAGAGGCAGGGGGAUGAAGAGGGGGAAGAAGAUGACGAUACACCAGCCGUAAAGCAGAGUAAAAGGACAGCCUUGGAGGAACUCUUUGAAGAGGAGGACCGUGAGCUGAUCCCUGAGUCCAUGGCCCAGAGAGUCCAUCAAGAGGUCCAGCUGUACAGAAGUCUGCCCUCCAUCCCCUCUACAAAUCACGCCACCCUUUGGUGGUGGCACAAGAGAGACACUUUAUCCCUGCUGUCAGGUUUGGCUGAGUCAUAUCUUUGUGUUCAGGCAUCCUCCAGCCCAUCUGAGAGAGUGUUCUCCACGGCUGGAGACACAAUAAGUCCUGAGAGAUCGCGUAUCCUCCCGGAGAAAGCAGACAUGCUUAUUUUUCUGCACAAGAAUUGUUUAUGAUGGUUGCACACUUGGUAUUUGCCACUGCUCGUUUCAUUUUUGGCAGCUCAGUUCUUGUUAAUAUACCCUUUAAAAAAAAGGAAGGAGCACUUUAAUUUCUAGUUUAAAUUAAACAGAAUACAUUUUAUUUAAGUUAUGUACUGUAAGUUUUAUUUUAAGUUCAAGAGGAAUAUGUAUAAA